UUGCUUAAAACGUCUAGGUAUUCUAUACUUCGUCUGUGGUUAUAAACUGACUGUGAAGUACAAAGUGUGCUCGAAGACUAAAAUCUCGCCGCGAAGUAUCUUCGUCUGUGAUUUCGUAUCGAAUUGGGUACAGCUAGUGUAAAUAGAUAACGUUGUCUGUAAUGUAGGCAUAUAUGAUCUACACAAAGUGCAAUGACGUGCUGUGAAACUGGUGAAGAGUAUUCUGCUUUAAGAUGACGUAUGCCGAGACUUUUGGUUUUAUAUUCGAUUAAACACACACACACACAAGCUACGCAAGCACACCACACUUUAAAACUGUUUUUCUAAAACCUUGUUAUAUGUUGUAAAUAAAAUUCUUAAACGAAUUUCAUUACUCGGAAGUGAUUUUACAUUACAACGAAUAACGAUGAAUAUUCGAUAGCUUAAUUUACAUAUACACGAUAUAUUUCUUUUUUUUUUGUCCUAAUUUAUUCUUUCAUGCGAUUGGAUAAAUACUAUAAAUUCGCUGUCGCCACUUCCAUGUAUCGUUAAUGUUCUACCCGAUUGUUAAAUAAAAUUUUUGCGAUGAAGCCCGUACGUUACAUGUAGAAGACAUGACAAAAAUUGUGAAACAUUUGAGAGAUGCGUCUUUGGUCGCGAAAAUUCAGAAAGCUUUUGGUGUCAAAAUACAUUACAGAACAAAUUUGAAAAAACAUGAGGAUGAUUCGUGUAACGCGACACGUGAAAUUGUUUCGCGAGAACUUGAACACGACCUGAAUAAUUGUUCUUCGAAUUGUGAAGAAUCGAAGAAAAACGGUCAUGUCUUGACGGAGAAAAAAUCCGUCGAUUUUGCAAGCACCUGUGCAUCAAACGACGAAGAAAAACGAUUAUCAUCGAUCGCCCGGAAUCCGAAUUACACCAUAUCAAAUUACUUUUGGUAUUAUCUGUUUCUAUUUGGAACGGAAUUAGGAGAUGAAAUAUUUUAUUGUACAUUUAUACCUUUUUGGUUUUGGAAUAUUGAUGGAGUUGUGGGUAGACGAAUUAUUUCAGUAUGGUGUAUUGUUAUGACUACAGGUCAAACAUUAAAAGAUAUUAUACGUUGGCCACGACCUGCAUGUCCACCAGCAGUUCGAUUGCAAAAAAAAUGGUCAGAAGAAUAUGGAAUGCCAUCUACCCAUGCUAUGAUUGGUGUAUCAAUUCCAUUCAGUGUAGUAUUAUUUACAAUGAAUAGAUAUAUUUACUCUCUUUCUAUUGGCUGUACAAUUGCUUUUCUUUGGUGUACACUUGUGUGUACAAGCAGGCUCUAUUUGGGCAUGCACACAGUGUUAGACAUUCUAGCAGGCUUAACAUUAGCCAUUACAUUAAUGAUUCCACUAGUACCUUUAGUGGACACGAUAGAUGAUUAUAUUGUUUGUAAUAUUUGGGCUUUAGCAACCUUAAUUGCCAUUAGUAUAUGCGUUAUAGUUUAUUAUCCCUCUGGUAAAAAAUGGACACCAACUAGGGGUGAUACCUGUAUGGUGGUAUCUGUCACCACUGGAGUUCAUUUAGGAACAUGGCUUAAUUACAAAACAGGAGUCAUGUUAGCUCCUACAAUACAGCCACCAUAUCACAUUGUCUGGCCUUCUCAUCUAAUGUAUGGUUGCAUGAUACUUAGAACAGUACUUGGACUUUGCAGCAUUCUUGCAAUAAGAAGUCUUUGCAAACAAUUUAGUUAUCGGACAAUGUGUGCCAUAUUAAAAAUUAAUUUCAAGGACCUUAUGAACAGUAAAAAUUAUUCCAAAAAUAAAAAUACGAUUUUUAUCGAUCUAGUCAACAAGUAUCUAACUUGUUUUAUGAUAGGUGUAAAUACAGUGUAUUUAUUACCAAAAGCUUUUUCCAUGAUUGGAAUCGAACGAUCGGCGUUUUAUACGGAGUUAUAAAAUGAUUUUUAAUCUUAAAUACGAAAAUGGCAUAUAAGUUUGUGGAGUGAAGCAUUUCUAAUGAUGCGGUGUGCCAUAAAAUGUAAUUAUCAACAUAUAUAGCUACAUUCCAACAACAGCGUUUGUGAUUGUUUUUAUGUACAUUAUCGUACAUAAAAUUACAUGCAACCCUGUAAAUUGUUUUUACAAUGUAUUGUGUUUGAUAUUCUGUACUAUUUCUUAUACUAAAAUAGCUACAGAUAUUCAAUCCAUACUUGUGCCGUUUACAUACAGGUUUUCAUGUAAUAUAGACUUAACAGUAAUCAUGCUAUUCACGCACAUUGAAGAACUAUUUUUACUGGAAAAAAAAAACUAGAUUAAAAAA
Colletes gigas is the source of this 2262-nucleotide messenger RNA. Its product is annotated as sphingosine-1-phosphate phosphatase 1-like. Gene Ontology annotation, biological process: phospholipid dephosphorylation; sphingosine metabolic process. The transcript is spliced from 4 exons. Lineage: Eukaryota; Metazoa; Arthropoda; Insecta; Hymenoptera; Colletidae. The coding region runs from base 594 to 1898 and encodes 434 amino acids. Gene Ontology annotation, cellular component: endoplasmic reticulum membrane. Gene Ontology annotation, molecular function: sphingosine-1-phosphate phosphatase activity. The record is from RefSeq and is a predicted model, not a curated record.